GGCUGGGCUCUCCUCUCCCGCGCGGCGCGGAGCCGCCUCGCUCCUCCGCAGGCGGAGCCUCCUUCCCCCGCCCCCUCCGUCUCGCUCCCUUGUUCUCGCCGGGGCCGCUCAGACCUGCAGCGGAGCCGCGGCGCCCGCUCCGAUCGGCUCGGGGCUGCGCCCCCGGGACCCGGCGACUGGGGCGGGCGGGAGCGCUCCCCGCCAAGCUGGGCCCCUAGGCACUGCCAGGUGUGGAUCCAUGGGGUAACCCCAACGCCUCUGCCCCUCUGCCCCAGCCAGCUCAUGCCUCAGCACCCAGGAGCAGUGAACAGAGCCUUGGCUGGAGCCCAAACAUGUGGGGCCUGGUGAGGCUUCUGCUGGCCUGGCUGGGUGGCUGGGGCUGCAUAGGGCGCCUGGCAGCCCCAGCUCGGGCUUGGGCAGGGUCCCGGGGGGGCCCAGAACCAUCACUGCUUCGGACCCGAAGGAGCUGGGUGUGGAACCAAUUCUUUGUCAUUGAGGAGUAUGCUGGACCAGAGCCUGUCCUUAUUGGCAAGCUGCACUCAGAUGUGGACAGGGGUGAGGGCCGCACCAAGUACCUGCUGACCGGAGAGGGCGCAGGCACCGUAUUUGUGAUUGAUGAGGCCACAGGCAAUAUCCAUGUCACCAAGAGCCUGGACCGGGAGGAGAAGGCACAGUACGUGCUACUGGCCCAAGCCGUGGACCGAGCCUCCAACCGACCCCUGGAGCCCCCAUCGGAGUUCAUUAUCAAGGUGCAAGAUAUCAACGACAACCCACCCAUCUUUCCCCUCGGGCCCUACCAUGCCACAGUGCCCGAGAUGUCCAAUGUGGGGACAUCAGUGAUCCAGGUGACUGCUCACGACGCUGAUGACCCCAGCUAUGGGAACAGCGCCAAGUUGGUGUACACCGUGUUGGAUGGACUGCCUUUCUUCUCUGUGGACCCCCAGACUGGAGUGGUGCGGACUGCCAUCCCCAACAUGGACCGGGAGACGCAGGAGGAGUUCUUAGUGGUGAUUCAAGCCAAGGACAUGGGCGGCCACAUGGGGGGGCUGUCGGGCAGCACCACAGUGACGGUCACCCUCAGCGAUGUCAACGACAACCCCCCCAAGUUCCCUCAGAGCCUGUACCAGUUCUCUGUGGUGGAGACUGCUGGGCCGGGCACCCUGGUGGGCCGGUUGCGGGCCCAGGACCCAGACCUGGGGGACAACGCCCUCAUGGCAUACAGCAUCCUUGACGGGGAGGGGUCGGAGGCCUUCAGCAUCAGCACAGACUCCCAGGGUCGAGAUGGGCUCCUCACCGUCCGCAAGCCCCUAGACUUUGAGACCCGUCGCGCCUACUCUUUUCGCGUGGAGGCCACCAAUACGCUCAUCGACCCAGCCUAUCUGCGGCGAGGGCCCUUCAAGGAUGUGGCCUCAGUGCGCGUGGCUGUGCAGGACGCUCCAGAGCCACCUGCCUUCACCCAGGCUGCCUACCACCUGGCAGUGCCUGAGAACAAGGCUCCUGGGACCCUGGUGGGCCAGGUGUCAGCCACGGACCUGGACUCCCCAGCCAGCCCCAUCAGAUACUCCAUCCUCCCGCACUCGGACCUGGAGCGCUGCUUCUCCAUUGAGUCUGAAGACGGCACCAUCCGCACAGCAGUGCCCCUGGACCGAGAGGCUCGUGUCUGGCACAACCUCACAGUGCUGGCCACAGAGCUUGACAGCUCUGCACAGGCUUCCCGGGUGCAAGUGGCCAUCCAGACCCUGGACGAGAAUGACAAUGCUCCCCAGCUGGCUGAGCCCUAUGACACCUUUGUGUGCGAUUCUGCAGCCCCCAGCCAGCUGAUUCAGGUCAUCCGAGCCCUGGACAGAGAUGAAGUCGGCAACAACAGCCGUGUCUCCUUUCAUGGCCCUCUGGGCCCCGAUGCCAACUUCACUGUCAGGGACAACCAAGAUGGCUCCGCCAGCCUGCUGCUGCCCUCUCGCCCCGCUCCACCCCGCCAGGCCCCCUACUUGGUUCCCAUAGAACUGUGGGACUGGGGGCAGCCAGUACUGAGCAGUACAGCCACAGUAACUGUCAGUGUGUGCCGCUGCUGGCCUGAUGGCUCCGUGGCGUCCUGCAGGCCCGAGGCUCAGCUCUCACCUGCUGGGCUCAGCACCGGGGCUCUGCUUGCCAUCGUCACCUGUGUGGGCACGCUGCUGGCCCUGGUGGUGCUCUUCGUGGCUCUGCGGCGCCAGAAGCAAGAAGCCCUGAUGGUGCUCGAGGAGGAGGAUGUGCGCGAGAACAUCAUCACCUACGACGACGAGGGCGGCGGUGAGGAGGACACGGAGGCCUUCGACAUCAGCGCCCUGCAGAACCCUGACGGGGCGGCCCCGCCGGCGCCUGGCCCACCCGCGCGCCGCGAUGUGCUGCCCUGGGCGCGGGCACCACGCCAGCCGCGGCCCCCCGGCCCCGCCGACGUGGCGCAGCUGCUGGCGCUGCGGCUGCGCGAGGCAGACGAGGACCCUAGUGUGCCGCCCUACGACUCCGUGCAGGUGUACGGCUACGAGGGCCGCGGCUCUUCCUGCGGUUCCCUCAGCUCCCUGGGCUCCGGCAGUGAGAUCGGCGGAGCCCCGGGCCCGGCUGAGCCGCUGGACGACUGGGGGCCGCUCUUUCGUACCCUGGCCGAGCUCUACGGGGCCAAGGAGCCCCCAGCCCCCUGAGACCGGCCUGGCCCUGCCCCCGCUUCCCCUACCGAAGCGGGGCGGCAGCGUAGGCCCUCUGAGUGAGCCCCCCGGGUCCAGGCAGGCGGCAGCAGCCCAGGGGCCCCCAGGCCUCCCCAGUCCCCGUGUCCCUCCUUCCCACCUCCCCAAGGCAACCGCCUCCUUACGUCCCUCCUCCCCAGUCGUCUGUUCCUUUCUGUUCAGGGCUCUGUCUGUCUCUGACACGUUCCCUGUCUGGGUCUGGGUUGUGCGGCUCCGACUCUGAACCUCCCGCUUCUCUCACUGUGAUUCCACUCUCUCGUGGCUCUGUUUUGGUCUGCUCCAUUCUGAAUCUGUCACACAGAUGUGUUGCCCUUGCACACACACAUGCUCUCUGUCUGUCUCCUGCCCACAUCUGCCCACAUUCUCUGUGGGUCCCUGUGAUUGGCUUUUUGUUUUUUUCUGUUGUCCAUCCCAAAAGCAAGAGAAACGUCCAGCCACUGCUGCCCACCCUCCUGCAGGGGAUGUUCUGCCCCAGACCUGCCCGCAUGGUUCCAUCCAUCACUCAUGGCCUCAUCCUGGCUCCACUGGCCUCCAGCAGAGAGAGGGAGCCAGCCCACCUCCCAGGGCGAGAGCUCCAGCCCCCCACUGUGGCUGCCUCCCUGGAGCUCUGCCCAGCUGUCAACCGGCCUUGGGCAUCCUGGCUCUGGGCAUCGUCUUGUAUGCUUCCCAGCCCCUGGGGGAGGGGAAGGAAAGAGGGAGGCUGCUGGGGAAGGGGAAAGAGGGCGGAAGGGGAGGGGCCUCCAUCUCUAAUUUCAUAAUAAACAAACACUUUAUUUUGUAAA
Bubalus bubalis (water buffalo) is the source of this 3502-nucleotide messenger RNA. RefSeq names its product cadherin 24 (gene CDH24). Bases 333 to 2678 code for a protein of 781 amino acids. Lineage: Eukaryota; Metazoa; Chordata; Mammalia; Artiodactyla; Bovidae. The transcript is spliced from 13 exons. Gene Ontology annotation, molecular function: cadherin binding; calcium ion binding. The record is from RefSeq and is a predicted model, not a curated record. Gene Ontology annotation, biological process: homophilic cell-cell adhesion; cell morphogenesis; adherens junction organization. Gene Ontology annotation, cellular component: plasma membrane; catenin complex; adherens junction.